Molecule: messenger RNA, 231 nt
Organism: Sphaeroforma arctica JP610
Lineage: Eukaryota; Ichthyosporea; Ichthyophonida
Exons: 1
Source: RefSeq, a predicted model, not a curated record
AUGCGCUCUGUUGACCUGGAGAGUGCCAUUGACACACAUCUGAUACCCACCCACUGUGCACACCACGAUGUCAUAGUACUUGGCCAUGGGCUGCAUGAUGUCUUUGUCACUCCCUGGAUGCCCGUAGAGACAAGCCUGCGCCGUGCGUUGACGGCUUUGGCUCAAGCCUGUCCGGCGCACAUCCAGAGAGGUGAGUUGUCACGUCAGAGUGCGUGUCUGUCGGUGGGUGUG